This is a messenger RNA of Leptopilina boulardi, 1848 nucleotides long. RefSeq names its product F-box only protein 42-like (gene Fbxo42). Gene Ontology annotation, molecular function: protein binding. The record is from RefSeq and is a predicted model, not a curated record. Lineage: Eukaryota; Metazoa; Arthropoda; Insecta; Hymenoptera; Figitidae. The transcript is spliced from 6 exons. Bases 256 to 1845 code for a protein of 529 amino acids.
UCGUAAAUACAAAAAUGGCUGUCGAAAUAUGUCAAAUUCAUUGUUUGAAGUAAACAAAAAAAUUACUUUUAAACACCUUGUAAUACUAUUAUCCGUGUUUAUUUAGUUUAUCAAUAAAUAAACAAUAUUUAAAAAUACAAUUAAAGUGCAAUUGUGAAGUGUAUUUAAAAAAAAAUUUGCGGAUUUAAACGAAAAAAAAAAUGUUAUGUUGUGAAUAAAAUUUGAGUGUUUAAAAAAGUAAAUUUAUCAUCAAAAAUGCAAUGUAAAAUCGAUGAUCUUCCAGAUGAAAUUUUAGAAUAUAUUUUAAGUUUAAUACCACCUUAUAAAGAUUUACAAGAAUGUAUGUUUGUCUCAAAACGAUGGUAUCGUGCCACUAAAAAUGUUAUUGAACAUAGUGAGACACAUUUUCAAAAAUCAGUCUCUUAUGGUUCAUUAUUUUGGAAUUCGGUAUUACCAUCACAUUGUCCAGUAAUAUCAAAAAGACAUUCACAUUCAGCUUGUACAUAUGAAAAUUCCAUGUAUAUUUUUGGUGGUUGUACCGCGACUUGUACAACUUUUAACGAUUUAUGGAAAUUAAAUUUGGAUACAAGAAAAUGGGUGAGACCAAUAACAAUGGGAAGUUAUCCAUCGCCAAAAGCUUGUGCAACAAUGUUACAUUAUAAAAAGAAAUUUAUUCUCUUUGGAGGAUGGUCUCAUCCUUCUGCAUAUCCUGUUCAUCAGCAAUGGAAAUUAUUUAAUGAAUUACAUGUCUAUUCAAUUGAAUCGAAUCGUUGGAAUGCUGUUUGCUCAUUGGAAAGUCCACCACCAACUUCAGCGCAUUCAGCGACAAUUCAUGGGAAUUUAAUGGUUGUUUUUGGUGGUGUUUGCAAUGGUUAUAGUGGUGAUCUUUAUCCAAGUUCAAAUGAUAUUUGGUGUUUGAAUUUAGAUACAUAUUGUUGGCAUAAGCAAGCUACUUUUAAUCCAAAACCACAAGCACGUUAUGGACAAUCGCAAAUUGAACUUGAUGAAAAACAUCUUCUUAUUUUGGGUGGAUGUAUUGGACCAAAUUCGCCAAUGGAAGACGCUUGGCUAUUAACAAUGGAAGAUCCAAUUUGGACAUGGAGAAAAAUAAAUAUGCGAAAUACUGAAUGGGCACCGUCUCGCGUUUGGUGUCAUCAAGCAUGCAAAGUAGGAAAUUACAUAAUUGUUUUGAGUAAAAGUAAACGUCCAUCGCAACCAAAUGAAAUGAGUAUAUCGCAAAAAAAUGUUGCCUGCCAACCGCCACAACCUCCCGAGGUUGCUGCAAAUGAAAGGCGAAGAAGCGUACCGCAAGAAAUUGAUCGUGAUGAGAAUGUAAAUGGUCGUCAUGGAACAUUUUCAAAAUUAAUACCCGAACGUAAUGGCCAAUUGAAUUCAACAAAUCCCACGAUACCAAAGAGAAUGUCAUUUUAUAAUGACAGCCAAUUGAGUAUGGCAGCGUUUCGUGGUGAAACAGUGCGUGCAAAUUCAAAAGCAAAUCGUCAACGACAAUUGGAAUCGUUACGUCGUAUGGAAGAGAGAAUACAAAGAAGUAAAAUUCAAACGAAACAAGUGAAAAAAACUGAGAAUACUUUGUCAAUAUUUGUUCUUGAUAUUACAAAUGUAUUGUGCGAUGAUUGCACAGCAUCUUGGGUAUCAUUGAAACAAAAUGGACAAUCGGGACCCGAUGAGAGAAUACUUUAUUCACUUGCAUUGGGACGUGGUGAAUUAAUUGUUUUCGGUGGUAUUCGUAAAGAACGAACGACAAUACAAGGUCGGCCAGAUAUUGAUGAUUCGGAAGUUUAUAAUGAUCUUUAUUUCAUAAAUCCACCUCGUUAUGUAAUAUAAAAA